Anoplopoma fimbria (sablefish) is the source of this 2809-nucleotide messenger RNA. It is a transcript of the gene plekhb2, whose product is annotated as pleckstrin homology domain containing, family B (evectins) member 2. The record is from RefSeq and is a predicted model, not a curated record. Gene Ontology annotation, cellular component: membrane. Gene Ontology annotation, biological process: regulation of cell differentiation. NCBI's taxonomy places the organism in Eukaryota, Metazoa, Chordata, Actinopteri, Perciformes, Anoplopomatidae. Bases 93 to 767 code for a protein of 224 amino acids. The transcript has 8 exons.
UAUCACUUCCUUGUUUUGCUGUCUCCUCCACCAAAGCCUUCAUAUUUUUUUUUCUCCAUAAAACACACAAAUAAUCAAGUGACGCCUCUAAGAUGGCUAUGGUAAAGAGUGGCUGGCUCCAUCGACAAAGCACCAUACUGCGCCGGUGGAAGAGAAACUGGUUCGACUUGUGGGCCGACGGACGCCUCGUGUUCUACAAUGAUCAGCAACGGUCCGACCUUGAGGAUGACAUCCACAUGAGAGUCGACUGCAUCAACAUCCGCAACUCUGCUGCAUGUCAAGAGCUGAACCCACCGGAGGGGAAGAUGCGUGAUGCCUUACUCCAGAUAGUGUGCAGAGACGGCCGGGUCAUCAGCCUGUGUGCAGACAGUGCGGAUGACGCUCUGGCAUGGACCAUGGCACUUCAGGAUGCCAGAAUCAAUACGGUGGUUGCUACACCUCAGGUCAACUAUGCACAGGAAGUGAUGGCGUCGGCUCCUCCCCCCUACUCAGAAUAUGCUCCCCCACCUCAGCAGGUCUAUGCUCCGGGUCCGUAUGGAGAGUAUGUUGCGCCUCCACCUCACGCUACACAGAUCAUGUACGCUCCUGACGGGCAGCCCUACGCUGUAGCUUAUCCUUACCAGUACCAAGGUGGGUACGCCGCUCCAGGAGUGAACCACGUCGUCAUUCGAGAACGGCGGCGCGAUGAUGGAGGAGACGUGGCUUUGGGCAUGCUGGCCGGAGCGGCAACCGGCCUGGCGCUCGGCUCUCUGUUCUCUGUCUUCUAAUGUCUCCAUUAAUGUUCAUCCAGUAAGCACCCCCCCCCUCUUUCUUUUGCAGCAUUCAGCUUCUUCUCUGUGCCAUCACAUGAGUCGGAGUAAAAUGCAUCUUUUGGGCUAUUUCCAUCUAUGAAGCAUGAUUGUGAUGGGCAGUGAUCUGCUCUCUAAGUGUUCUAUAUACACACACACACACACACACACACACACACACACACACACACACACACACACACACACACACACACACACAGUAAAUACUGUUAGCACUUUCUCAUACACCCCGUGUGGCAGUUUCCUACCCCCUCCGUGUUGUCUGAAUAUGAAUGUUAUUUAACCAAAAAAUACAAUUACUCAAUUUUCAAAAGAUACAGUGUGAAGCAUCUAGGGUGAUGUGUUGGCAGAAAUGUAAUAUAAUAUUAUAAUGGCUUUGUUUUUGUGAGUUUAGAAUGAGCCGUUUAUAUAUUUACAUCAGGAGCCUGCCACUGUAUUUCUACGGCAGCCCCAAACGGACAAACCGAACACCGGCUCUAGAUGGGGACAUUCGCCGAAGUUCUCCUACACGCUUAGCAGUUUUAUGCAAUCUGCAACCUCACCAAUAGACGGCGGCAACAACCUACACACCAGACCUUCAGUAGAGAUGCACCGAUUGCAGUUUUUCUCGGCCGAUUCCGAUUGUUUUCAAAAGUCUGACCUUCCCAUUUUGAUUUUGUUUCUCUCUAAGAGUAAUAAUUCAAAGCUUAAACCAACAGUUUUCUUUCUCGAAAAGUUGCAAAUCAAUUGUAUGUUCAUCAUUAAACGGCUAGUUGUCCUAAAAGCUUUUUAAGGUUGUUCUUUAGCGGCUUACUUUGGACUUGCAGUGGUUACAAAUUGCGAGCUUUAUGACCUUCCACACAGAGGACGACAUACUGUUUUUGUAUGCGUGGCAUUACUGUCUGUGCCGUGGAAUGAAAACCAUCACAAGGCAUGUGUGUGUAAAUUUGACCGGCAAAAAACGGAUAUAUGAGAUUGAUCGGUGCAUCUCUAUUUAUUAAGAGUUAUUUAAAUAACAGGAAAGACACUCCCCCGUUUUAUGUACUGUACAUUUCAGGUCCUCACUUUUUUUUUUCAAGUUUGUUUCUGAUUCAUGGAGCACAUUUGUCCUUUACAUUUGCAGAAUUAGUUUUUUUUUGUGUUCACCUCUCUGUACUGUACCUUUAAUUUGUUUUACAUGUAUUAUUUGUCUGUUUUGGUUGUGAACAUAUGCAGUGUUUCUUUGGUUCCUCGGAUUAUUUGUGGUGGAGGCAGGCUGGGAUGAGAGUUGUGCACACACACACACAUACAAAGCAAUAAUCAUUUCCAUUUCAGCAUUUUGAGGUGGAAUCUGAUUGUGAAGGAUGUCUGAUGUCACCACCACAAAUACGUCUAGGUAUGAGGAAACGCUGGAUGAAAACGAUGUGCUUUGAAGUGAAAAGGGACGUCACUCCUCCUAACUCUUAUGUGCACUCUUAUGCAUGCAUUAUUUAUGGCCAUGUUUUCAUUGGCAGCUGUUGAACCAUAAUUUUCUUUUCUUUUUUAUUUGAAAUGAUAUUUUGGUUUUCAUUUCAGUAGGUUCGGUGCAGUACGCACAAACACCAAUCAGGUCGAUCCGUUCUCUUGAUAUUUACAUUUCAAUUGGCCUGGGCUUUUAGUUUUCACUCCAAAUGACUUAAAUAGAUUAUUUCCACUAUUUAUGCAAAUUGUGGAAAGUUUAUCUUGAAAAAGCAACUUCUGCUCAAUAGAAAACAUGUUUGGUCUGCUCUUCAAAGAAACUGCAUAUCUUUAAUAAUAACUAACAAAAGUGUUUAAAGCUUAAUUAUUUCAUUGAAGCAAAUAAUCAGCUUGUGCAAGCAGCGUAACUUUGAUGUCAUUUUUCUACAAGUCUUAAAUAGUUUGAGGACGUGAAAUUAACCUCUUAUAUAUUUCUCCUCUCAAAUGUACUAAUUAAAUGAUGAUGUACCCUGCACUUAGAAUACAACGUAUAUAAGAUAGUUAACUAAGAGAUGUAUUUUCAACAAUUAAAUAUAUAUUCACAA